AUGGGCAUAAGGCCUCAUCAUGCUGAACCGUCACUGACUCAAGUCAACUCCGAACCGCAUCAGCAUCACUCCCGACAUUCCUUCAGAGUGGGCAUGUGGCAGAAAAUACAGAAUAUCUUUGCCAAAGAUGAUCCCACUCAAAGUCCCGUCGAGUGCACUGACCACGAUCAGUGGCCUCAGACAUGGGCUGAGGCCCGUGAUUCCAACAAGCCAGACUCAUCAACGAGGCCACUCGCUGUUGGCCUCCCCCGGCAAGCCACCUUCAGACGCCAGAAUUCCGAAAGACGGGAUCGAUUGUUUCCCAUUGAACCUUGUCCCGCUGAACGAAGAGCUCUCUCGUCGACGAGGCAUGCUUCGACCAGUUUACCCCGGCCUCGAGCUUCUUCAUCACCGCCGUAUUGGGAUCCUGCCCGUGUCUCUGCUCCAGCCGUGGCUGUGAGCAGCAAAGCUGAUGCCGGCGCCUAUGAUUCUCGUAUUGGCGCCAUCCCACCUUCUCUCGAUCCCACCCUCCCCAACAAUUCCGAAGACAUCUGGUCGGAUGAUGACUACCGGCCUCCUCGACCACCUUCGACCACUUCAUCGGAUGAUUCACAUUAUCCGCGGAUGCUUGCUGUUGACGACAAGCCGGAUUUGCGAGAUGAACUCGAUAGUCGAUGGAUCCUCAAUCUCAGCAUGCACUUCAGAGAUAAGUCCGACCGUGAAAAGUUCUUUGUCACUUAUGCAGAAACUCCCACGCACUGGCGUCGUGUGACCGUUUCAUGUGAUUAUCGCAACGCCGAACCAGGAUCCCUAGAGAUGGAUCUCAAAGAACUUCAGUUCCAAAGAGAUAAGAGCAUGCAAAUCUACGAGUCUAUCCGCGAUUCCCUUCCCGAAAUUCAAUUUUAUGAAACCGUCACGAAUCUUAAACUGGAAACCACUGAUGGCCGACUGCAUGUUCACGUCACUGAAGACGUCAACGAAAUCAUUCCGUACCCGCCGCGGUAUACCGUGGCACAUAUCCUUUCCGAUGAAGAGUUUUCCCCGAUGGAAGUUCGUGAGAGCGACUUGACCUUCGACUCUCAUCUUUCAGGAUUUGUCUACAAGAUCCGGUACAAGGGCAAAGUCUACAUCAAAAAGGAAAUCCCUGGCCCUGAUACGGUCGAUGAAUUCUUGUAUGAGAUCAAUGCUCUGCAUGCCCUUCACGGAUCUAGUCACGUAAUCCAACUCGAAGCCAUCGUUCUUGAUGAUACUCAACAAUCGGUCAGAGGAUUACUCAUUAGCUAUGCAGAGAAAGGUGCCAUCGUCGAUUUACUCUACGACCAUAGAGGGUCUAUCCCUUGGGAAGAUCGAUGCAGAUGGGCUGAGCAAUCGGUGCGUGGACUUAGCGAGAUACACGAAGAAGGUUACGUCCAAGGCGACUUUACCCUGUCCAACAUCGUUGUCAAUGGUGAUGGAAAUGCCAGAAUCAUCGAUAUCAACCGCCGUGGAUGUCCGGUCGGAUGGGAGCCUCCUGAAAUCGCCACCAAAAUUGCCAGCAAUCAAAGAAUCUCGAUGUACAUUGGUGAGAAAUCAGACUUGUAUCAAUUGGGGAUGACAUUGUGGGCAUUGGCGAUGGAUGACGAUGAGCCUGAACGACAUGUUUCACCGUUGAGUGUUGAUGAGUUCCCUUCCGAAGUCCCCGACUGGUACCAAGACAUCGUCAGAACUUGCUUAUCCCCCCGACCGCGGGAUCGAUUGUCCGCCAAGGAACUCGUUGAGAUGUUCCCAUCAGAAGGAAGUUCCAAAUCGACCGAGGAAUCUCACCCCCACAAACGACCCACAUUGAAGUUGCGCACCAGAAAGGAGUAUAUUGACCCUGCUGCUGCAGUUGAGCGCGAUGAUAUCGAACGAUUUAAUUUCAGUCAGCAUGAACUUGGUGGCGUCGUCACCUAUUCACCAGAAAGCUCCAGGGACGAUUACACCUUCACCUAUCCCCGGUCGUCGAAUUACGAGUUCGACAGUGAAACUUCAGGGUACGAGAGAGGCAGGAGACCACCCACCAGUUGUGCACAUCUUGGUCCAAACGAGACACCUCAUCGGUUACGUGAUGACGAAGGAGCCCAUCCAAUUACCGAUCCAAUGGACGAUCCAGAACCCAACAUUGUCGCAAUUUCUCCAGGAGUGGAACGCGAGUUUGACGAGGUGGAGUUGGAUGGUCAUCCUUACCUGAUAUCACGCAGGACGUUCAACGACGAAGAAAGAGAAGUUCUGGAACGAGCGGCGGUCGAAGAAAGGGAUUUCCAUGAUCCAGGCCUUUCUGUCGACAACCCUGGACUUGAUGUCGCUGGAUCUUUGGAUUCUUCGGAACCUUUGCCAGAACGACGGUCUUCGUUCCCAACGGCGGCUUCUACCACCUCAGACAGCACUCCUAGGAACAGCCAUGCUAUUCUUCCAACACUUGCUCACCAUCAGCCCGAUGGGCGGGGCCCUGAGCCAAAAGAUCCUCAAGCAUCCGAGGCAGCAGAUUGCAACCCGGAUAUGGACAACGACCAAAAUACCCCUCAGGAAAACUGUCUACCACACUCGAUUACCACCAGUCGUGACGCUGAUGUUCUUAUGUCUAAUGCGACUGAAUGCCCCCAUCGGAAGGCUUCACCUCUGCCUAGAGUAUCAUCGAUGAGUCAGCCUCCUGGCCUUCCAUAUGCAGACAGUGGUUAUGACGAACCACUGGGCUUGACUGAUGACGAUGGACCUGGUUAUCUGGGUGUGACAUCGAUUGAAGACGGGGAAUCGGUUCAAGAAGUAGACGAAACGCCCAUCUCAUUGGUCGAGGAAGACACAACACACCAACCGCCUACAGCUGAUGAAGCUCACUGUUUCCCAGAGGUCCCUGGAACAACUUCACUCCAACACGAUAUUACCUCACCGGAACACCAAGUUUCUGAAUUGUCAACAGAAAUCUCAAAGAACGAGUCAGGAGGAAAGCAAGUCCGAAUUACGUUACCACAAGACAACGAAGUGUACUUGGUAGGCAAAGCCGACGAGCCUGUGCAUUCCGACGAAGAGAUCAAGUGA
This is a messenger RNA of Rhinocladiella mackenziei CBS 650.93, 3033 nucleotides long. RefSeq lists its product as uncharacterized. Gene Ontology annotation, molecular function: protein kinase activity; ATP binding. The record is from RefSeq and is a predicted model, not a curated record. NCBI's taxonomy places the organism in Eukaryota, Fungi, Ascomycota, Eurotiomycetes, Chaetothyriales, Herpotrichiellaceae. The transcript has a single exon. Gene Ontology annotation, biological process: protein phosphorylation. Bases 1 to 3033 code for a protein of 1010 amino acids.